AUUCUAUCCCCCAUGACAUUCAGAAUCUAGUUGGUAUUAUGGCAUCACCCUUGUUCAUCCUCUUGAUGCUUCAGGCUUUUCUUGUUUCUACUUCUGUUUCUUCCACUGUGUCUUUCUCUCCCAACCAAACAGAAACUCUUCUCAAAUGGAAGACCAGUCUCGACAACCAAAGCCAAAGUUUCCUCUCGUCUUGGGUUGGGGACCGUCCUUGCAAAUGGGUUGGAAUUGCUUGCAAUAAAGCCAAAAGAAUCACCAGAAUAGCCAUUCAUGAUUAUGGUCUCAAAGGUACAAUUCAUGGCCUUAACUUCUUUGCCUUCCCUGACCUAAUACAGCUCAAUCUUAGCAAUAAUUCACUUCACGGGGCAAUUCCUUCCCACAUCGUUAACUUGUCCAAACUCACUUAUCUUGAUUUGUCUUACAAUAACUUUUCGGGGAACAUUCCUUUUGAGGUAGGAUUGCUUAAAUCUCUCACUAAACUUGAUUUGUCUGAUAAUAGUUUCUUUGGCUCAAUCCCUACUUCCAUAGGAAACUUGAGCAACCUAUCUAUUCUUGAUCUCUAUGAUAACAUGCUUUCUAACUCAAUACCUUCUGAGAUAGGAUUGCUUAAAUCUCUCAUUGAACUUGAUUUGUCUGAUAACAGUUUCUCUGGCUCAAUCCCUACAUCCAUAGGAUUGCUUAAAUCUCUCACUAAACUUGAUUUGUCUGUUAAUAGUUUCUCUGGCUCAAUUCCUACUUCCAUAGGAAACUUGAGCAACCUAUCUAUUCUUUAUCUCUAUGAUAACAUGCUUUUUGACUCAAUGCCUUUUGAGGUAGGAUUGCUUAAAUCUCUCACUGAACUUGAUUUGUCUGAUAACAGUUUCUCUGGCUCAAUCCCUACAUCCAUAAGAUUGCUUAAAUCUCUCACUGAACUUGAUUUGUCUAAUAACAGUUUCUCUGGCUCAAUUCCUACUUCCAUAGGAAACUUGAGCAACCUAUCUAUUCUUUAUCUCUAUGAUAACAUGCUUUUUGACUCAAUACCUUUUGAGGUAGGAUUGCUUAAAUCUCUCACUGAACUUGAUCUGUCUGAUAAUAGUUUCUCUAGCUCAAUCCCUACUUCCAUAGGAAACUUGAGCAACCUAUCUGUUCUUUUUCUUUAUGAUAACAUGCUUUCUGGCUCAAUACCUUUUGAGGUAGGAUUGCUUAAAUCUCUCACUGAACUUGAUUUGUCUAAUAACAGUUUCUCUAGCUCAAUCCCUACUUCCAUAGGAUUGCUUAAAUCUCUCACUGAACUUUCUUUGCGUAAAAACUAUUUAUCCGGGCCUAUUCCUUUGGAAAUGAAUAACCUUAGUCUUCUUCAAAAUUUACAAUUGGGUGAUAACAAACUUAGUGGUCAUUUACCUGAGAAUAUUUGCCUUGGGGGAUUUCUCACAUACUUUUCAGCACGUAAAAAUCAUUUGACAGGUCUAAUCCCGAAAAGUUUGAAAAACUGCAAUAGUUUAUUUAGAGUAAGGCUUGAAGAGAACCAACUUGAAGGGGAUAUAACAGAGGCAUUUGGAAUAUAUCCCAAGUUGGAUUAUAUUGAUCUCAGCAAUAACAAGUUGUAUGGUGAGCUUUCUCCAAAUUGGGCUCAAUGUCAUAAUCUCACAAGCUUGAAGAUCUCUAACAAUAACAUCUCUGGUAAGAUACCUCUUGAGCUAGCUCAAGCCGCUCAAUUACAACGCCUUGAUCUUGCUUCAAAUCAGCUGAAUGGGGAGAUUCCUAAGGAAUUAUGCAACUUGACAUCAUUGGUCUAUCUCUUUCUAAAUGAUAACCAACUGUUUGGUAGAAUCCCAUUAGAAAUAGAACAGCUACUCAAUUUGCAACAACUCAGUUUGUCCACAAACAAUUUGGGUGGAACAAUUCCAAAACAACUUGGAAGAUGCUUCAGGUUAUUGAGCUUGAAUUUGAGCAACAAUCAACUUGGGGGAAGUAUUCCAUUUGAAAUAAAGAACAUAUUUGCCCUUGAAACUCUUGAUUUGAGUUGGAAUAUUCUAAUGGGAGAGAUUCCACUAGAGCUUGGAAGAUCCCAAAGGUUAGAAACACUUAAUCUUUCUCACAACAUGCUUUCUGGGCUCAUUCCUCCUACUUUUGAUGAAAUGUUGAGCUUGACAAAUGUCAACAUCUCCUACAAUCAGUUGGAGGGCCCCAUCCCUCACAUCAAAGCCUUUCUUGACGCCCCAUUUGAUGCUCUUGAAAACAAUAAAGGCCUUUGCGGCGCUGCCUCUGGCCUAAUGCCUUGUCCAUCCAAAAGCCACAAGAGAAGUUCAAGUGGACUUGUGAUUUUGAUAGUUGUACCUAUUUUGGGCGGCUUGCUCCUAUUGCUUAUCUUGGUGUGGUGUUUACUUCUUGUUGAUUGCAAAAAAUAUAAGCCAAGAAAGGGUCAAUAUCAAGAUAUUUUUGCCAUAUGGGGAUAUGACGGAAAAAUCGUCUAUGAAAACAUUCUUGAAGCUACGGAGCAAUUUAACUCCAAUUACUGCAUUGGUUCAGGAGGAUAUGGAAAUGUUUACAAAGCUGUUUUGCCUGCAGGUCGAGUUGUUGCUGUGAAGAAACUUCACACCUCAAAUGAUAACGAGACCAUCAAUUUACGAGCGUUUGAAAGCGAAAUUCGUGUUUUAACAGAAAUACGACAUCGCAACAUUGUUAAGUUGUAUGGUUUUUGUUCUGAUGAGGAGCACUCAUUGCUGGUCUAUGAGUUUGUGGAAAGAGGGAGCUUGAAAAUGGUUUUGAGCAACCCAAAAGAAGCAGCGGAGUUGGAUUGGGAUAAGAGGUUGAACAUUGUUAAAGGAGUAGCUAGUGCCUUAUCUUACAUGCACCAUGAUUGCCCAUCACCAAUAAUCCAUCGUGAUAUUUCUAGCAACAAUGUUUUGCUUGAUUUGGAUUACGAAGCUCAUGUCUCUGACUUUGGCACUGCUAGAAUUUUAAAGCCUGACUCCUCCAACUGGACAUCCUUUGCAGGCACCUUCGGCUACAUAGCUCCAGAGUUUUCUUACACCAUGCAAGCAACUGAAAAGAGUGAUGUCUAUAGCUUUGGGGUGGUAGCAGUGGAAGUAAUCAUAGGAAGGCAUCCAGGAGAUAUCAUUUCGAAUUUAUGGAUAUCGAAUGGCCAAAAGAUGCUGCUGAAGCAUGUCAUAGACCAGCGUCUUCAACCUCAACCGAGGAACCAAGUAGCUGAGCAAAUGGUUUCAACAACAAAGCUAGCCUUUACAUGCCUGCAUGUCAACCCCCAAUUGCGGCCCACCAUGCAGCAAGUUUAUCAGGCACUUACUAGUGGUCGACCAUCUCCAUUGCCAAAGCCAUAUUCAAUGAUAAGUUUAGGGGAUUUGAUUGGAGAUGGACAUGGAAUGCAGAGCUGAGUUGCUGAUGAUUUGGAUAUUCGUCAUAAUUCUAGGUCUGUCUAUCAUUUAUCCCUUUUAAUAUAUCUACCUUUUUCUCUCAACAAUAACUAUUUCAGUGCUUUGUAUGUUGCACUCUUCAUGAUGAAUUUAUUAAUCUGUAUUCACAGGCUGCUAUUUACUGAUGCAAUGGAAUUGUUCCUUAUCCGUAUUAAUUACUGGUUGCCAGGACUCGCAAAGGGCUUGAAGACAUGCUGUUAAUUAGCCUGAAGAUGAAUGGUUACUUUUAUACUUCGUUCCUUUCCUUUCGUUUCCUUGUUGGCUCUCCAGACUUGGUUGUUUUUAACUUCCACCUAGAUAACAUAUUUUGUGUAUUUCCCUUUUUGUGCUUCUCUUGUUUGUGUAUUAUUUUGCUUAUUUCUUUUCUUCCAGAAAGGUGUAAGGAGACUGUGUGGAGUACAUAUCUAUUCAAGAAGAUUACUUUUUUGCUAGAAAAAAUCUCUUUAACAUGAGUGAUAACACUUUCUAUAAAUUUAGUAAUUUAUU
Molecule: messenger RNA, 3896 nt
Organism: Rubroshorea leprosula
Lineage: Eukaryota; Viridiplantae; Streptophyta; Magnoliopsida; Malvales; Dipterocarpaceae
Source: the annotation of a GenBank genome assembly